Molecule: messenger RNA, 3882 nt
Organism: Hevea brasiliensis (rubber tree)
Lineage: Eukaryota; Viridiplantae; Streptophyta; Magnoliopsida; Malpighiales; Euphorbiaceae
Exons: 4
Coding region: 2202-3389 (395 amino acids)
Source: RefSeq, a predicted model, not a curated record
CACCAUUUCAUUCUCCAACAAGAAGGCGGUUGUAGGCUUCGUCUGUGACUACAUCUCUCCAAGUCCAAGUCCAUUUCCCUAUUUUCCAUUUCCUUAGUCUAUAUAAACUUCAAAAGCUCAAUUUUCUACAAUUUUUCUCUCUUUCAUCCCGAUUUCACACCCUACCUUUCUAUAUCUCAGCGAGUCUUUUACGCAACAUCCCUAGAGAUCGCAUCCCCAGGAAUUGAACUCCUUUUGCUUUGUUUUAUGACUCAUUGGUAACUUAUUCGCCCAAGAAGUAAUUAUUAAAUUAUUUAUUGAAGGUUGUAUUCCUGGAAGUUUGUAGGUCUAAGCAUUACUGCUUUAAUUAUCAAAUUCUCUGGAGCAUUAUAGUGAUUUUCUUUAUAAAGUCAAAUAAAAGAUUCUGUAGUUUUCAAUUGCUUAUACAAGUAAAGCUUCAGAAGCUUCCAGUGAGGAAUUUCUGUAGUGUUGCUCGCAUUGGUAAGUAUAUAUGCAUUUUGAAAGACAAUUGUUUGUAAGUUUGAGUCUUGCCCUUGUUCCGUUUCUCAUUAUGUUUAUUACAUUUUUUAUGAUAUUGGUUUUACCAUGGAUUUCUUUUUCCUUACAUAGUUCUAUGUCUAAGUAAUUUUUAUAAUGCCUUAUUUACUAGCUUUUCAAAAUUUUCAUAAACAGUAGAAAUUUGCAACAUGAGGAGCUAGUUAAGAAUAUGGAAAGAUAGGAGCAAGAGAAUACCACAUUGUCAGUUCUUACAACAGUGUUCUUUGUGUCAUAGCUUCACUUGGGUUUUGUAAACAGAAUAAUCUAGUGAAAUUGGGGCAGAGUGUCAUUUGUCUUCCCACUUAAAGUAAGGACAAGGUUAACAGGAAGGUAUUUUGGGAAAGCUAGAGCAGACUGCUGUCAUCUAAUAUUUCCAACUUUUUGUUAUUCUAAAAAUAUGUGUUUGUCAGUGAGGAAUUCUUGAACUCUCUUGUUACAUGCGGCAACUAGCACAUAGCUAUUCUAAUGAACAAAAUCGAGGCUACAUUUUUUUGGGCAAUUUACUUCUUUGAGAUAUGAGAUGAUUUAGUUACGUGCUUAGGGAACUUCAUUUGGAUUCCAAACUCUCCACAUGGAGUGGAUUUUUAAUUGGUUAUUUUUCAUUUACACAAACUUCAACCAGCACUUUUAAGAGGCUAAAACUUUCUGUUGAUUUUGAUAAUAUCUGUUGAAGGCACACCUGUUUUUGAAGAUGCGGCCUUGUUGUGGGCAACUUCAUUUGUUAAUUCCUUUCUUUCUUAUUUUGUAUAUAAUCUUUCAAGGGAAUGUGCAAUAAUUCAUUGUAGUUUUAAUCAACAGAUAGACUUUCUUCACAGAGGAUAUAUUCAACACACCAAAAAAAAAAAGUAAAAGAAAUGAAGAGUAGAUAUGCUUUUAAUUACAUAUGACAUUUAAAAAUGGUGAGAUAACAUAUGGAUUUAGGUUUGAAGAUGAAUUCUGCUAAUAUCUUCUUUCUUUUUUCCCUCUCCCUGCUGUAGGAAAAUUUUACCUUAUUUUGUGCUUCUACAAAAUUCACAGUAAAAAGCUAUAAUUUGUAUCUAAGACUCCCUCUCACAUGCAUAGGAAAAUGGGAGAGUCUCCAGCGUAGCAAAUCAGUUUACCCUUUUUUUUUCAUGUUCUCUCGUAAUUAUGUUUUCCCUCCCUUGUAAUUACCUUUUCUCAAAAAUGCAAUUUUUUCUAUAAAAAAAAAAGUAUAUGGAUUAUUUAUUGCAUGUUGUGGAAUCAAGUUGGUUUCCAUAAAAUAAUCGAUCAUUAGGAACUAUUAAGUGCCCAGUUCAAGCAAUAAUAUGCUGAAGAAUUAAAGAAUGGUUCCUUUUUGUAUGAAAAUCAGUUUGGAAUUUUCAUAAUCAGUGCCCACAUUUCAAAAAAAAUUUUCCCCUGAAUUUUAUUGAGUUUUUUUUUUUUGGGUAUAUUUUGGGUAGCCAGGAAGAUGUAUAGGUGAAAAUGAAGGGUCAGAAGGGGUGGAUGGCCAUAAUAGGAUAGCCUAAGAAUUAUUUGUGUUUCUAACAUUUCUGUGAAGUUAAGAGACUCGAAAUAAGAAAGGUAAGAGAUGUCAUAUUGGGAUGUUCCAGCUGUGCCAUUAAGAAUGGUGAAUGUACUGGUGCUGAUGGUGCCACAAAGGAACAGAAGGUCAAAUAGAAGUUUGGUCAAUAUGUGAUUUCAAGAUGGCUGGUGUGAAACGAAGACUUUAUUCUGAUUCAGAUACCCAUGCCCUUCACAAAGAAUUAGAUGAGGUCUCGUGUCCUAUCUGCAUGGACCAUCCACAUAAUGCAGUUCUCCUACUGUGCAGCUCACAUGAGAAGGGCUGCAGAUCUUACAUUUGUGAUACAAGUUACAGGCAUUCUAAUUGCCUGGACCGCUUUAAAAAAUUAAGGGACAAUCCUAGGAGCGAUACAACCUUAUCCAGUUCUUUACCUAUCAACUCAUCCAGUUCUGGUAAUACUUCUGAAACAAGCUUGCCUUUGAGAACAUAUGGGCUUGAUGCUAAUGAAAAUCUGAACCUAAAUGAAAGCAAUGAUGUAAACUCCUCUGGAAUUCCUGAGGGGCUUGUAGAAAACAAUAUCCAAGAUUCUAAUAGGCUGUUAGAAACACGAGAAGGCAUUUUGCAAGCAGGUGAUUCUGAGUCAUUUCGUGAUAGGAUUGAACUUGAAGAGGCUGACACUGAGAACUCAUCAGAGUCUGGGUUGAGUUUGAAAUGUCCUUUAUGCCGUGGAGCUGUACUAGGGUGGGAAGUUGUAGAUGAGGCCAGAAAAUAUCUGAACUUGAAGAAGCGAAGUUGCUCUAGGGAAUCAUGCUCAUUUGUUGGAAAUUACCAAGAAUUGCGUAGGCAUGCUAGGAGGGUUCACCCAACAACUCGACCCUCUGAUGUUGAUCCAUCCAGAGAACGAGCUUGGAGAUGCCUUGAGCGACAGACAGAAUAUAGUGACAUUGUCAGUGCCAUUCGUUCGGCCAUGCCAGGUGCUGUUGUAGUUGGGGACUAUGUGAUUGAAAAUGGUGAUAGAUUUUCAGUUGAAAGGGAAGGUGGGGCAGGUGAAGUUAAUGCCCCAUGGUGGACUACUUUCUUCUUGUUUCAAAUGAUUGGCUCAAUUGAUGGCGUAGCUGAACCAAGGGCUCGGCCAAGAGCUUGGACAAGGCAUCGUCGAGCAGCUGGAGCAUUACCCGAGCGUCGAUUCCUUUGGGGUGAGAAUCUAUUGGGUCUACAAGAUGAUGAUGAAGAUGACGAUGAUUAUUUGCAUGUAUUAAGUGAUGCAGGUGAAGAUGGUUCUCCGAUCCCAAGAAGACGUCAAGAUGCUUCUCCGAUUCCUAGAAGGCGUCGGCGUUUGACUCGGUCAAGGUCUGAUGAUCAGUCAUGAAAGAUGAUGGCAAUUUUCUGUAAUUUGCAGAAACUGCCAGCAGAAUCAUUAUGGUGAUUAAGUAUCUGGGUGUCUGCUAACAGUCUGCCAGGGAUGAUGGUUAAGCAAAGAAAGAUUUGUUCAACGAUUAUAAAGGGCAGAUUCUGUUUCAACUUUGUUGGUUUGUUUACAGGGGAAGACAUGGUUACAAGAAAGAUGAAAGAUCACUUAACCAUUUUCUUAGCCCUAGGAACAUUUCUAUUUCAGCCGGAAUUAGAUUUGAUUCCUCCCAAGUUCUAUGAUGGAUCUUGAAUUGUAUAAUUUGUUCGUUUGAUGGUUCCCCACCUGCCACUAUGUGUUGAAUCAAUGGUGGGUAGCAAAUCUAAACUGAUGGGGAAAUUAAAUUGUUGUAUUUUUCUUUUUCUUGCUUUGAAAUUGGAUAUUAUUCAGAUUUCUUGCUUUGUUCGUUGUAAUUGUUAAAAUUGUGUGGUAGAUCGAGUUCACUAUUGGAUUU